AUUUUAGAAAGAGUAUGUAGGAUAGUCAAAACCUUUACGCCACAGCUUCCACAACGACUUGUGAAUCUACCAAAUUAUAACACAAUUGUUCUCUAUUUGGAAUUAUUCCUUCCACAAUAGCCUUAGAAAACAAUAAUUUUUAAAUCGUGUAAUUUAAAACCCUUUUGCCAAUGAAAACGCCAAUUUUACUUCGAUAUAUGAUAUGUUUAAGUUUAUGUAAUUUUAAAUAUAAGAAUAGAAUUAACCGAAAUUGUAAAUAGAGAAAUUACAAUCGAAGAAAUUAAUUUAAAUACAUUAAAAAGCGAACCUGUGGAAAACUAAUCUUAUGUUUUUUUUUUAUUAGAGUCCAAUCAGCAGCAAAAUUUGAAAAACUCAUUUAUAAAAAUAUGUAUCAUGUUAAUUAUAAUUUUAGUAAAAUAGUUGGGAAUUGACUUACAUGUUUAUAAAAAUGCAAACACCCUUUAAGAUAUAACUUUCAAUCUUAUUAAAGAGAGUUAAGCUAGGUUCUAAGAAUUAAAAAAUUAUCAAAUGGAUAAUUAUUUCGAUCAGUUUCAAAAUACUUUAAAUUACUUAAAAUAAGAAAUAGAAAUCAACUUCUUAUAAUCCAAAAAUACUAAAUGUAUUCUGUAUCCAAAACAUAGUAUUCUGUAUCCAAAACAUAGUAUUCUGUUCCAAAACUCUUAAGUAAGUUUAAUUACAAAGCCUUUUUAUAUCAAUAGUUAAGAAAAAGAAAUUGUUGUAAAAAUAUCCCAAAUCAGAUUGGAUAAUUAUGAUAAUCAUAUAAAGGUAAUUGAAAUUUUGGAGAGUUUCUAAAAGGAUAUUAAUUUAUCAUACUUUGGUUAUUUUCAAUUUUUUUCACUAAAUGUCACAUUUUAUAAAUAUUACAAGAAAACCUUUGAAUAAUUUUAAGAGCAACUGAGUGAUGAAAAAAAUGAUAUUUCAUUAGUUUAACCCAUUGUAAAAAGCGCAUUUAUUAGCAUAAUCAAAUAAAUAAAGUUACUUCACGAUAAAUAUUAAGUCAUCCAUAGAGAUCUUAAGCCAUAAAAUAUUAUGAUUGAUUUAAAAAAAGAUACAAAUGAUUGGCAAGAUUAUCAAGAUGUUGACUAUAUAAUAAUAGAUUUUGAUUGCUCACUUUAAAUUAUAAAUCAUAAACAAGAGGUUUUUGAAACUUAUGGGGGAGGAACAGGUCAUUAUAUUCCUCCAGAACGCAGGGAUAAUGAAUAUAGCAAAUAAUCUGAUAUAUAUUAAUUAGGAGUUAUCUUUUUGGAAACCCUUUUUGAAAUUGAUUAAUCAUAAUAGAUUAACGAUUUUUGGAUAAGGAGAGAUGAAUUAAUUAAGGCAAAGAGCAAAUUUCAAAUAACUGAGAACCUUUAAAAAAGUCUCGUUGAUAUGAUAGCUGAAUUACCCUAAAACAGGCCAAGUUUGCAAGUUAUUUAAGAAUUACUCGAGAAGGAAUUUUGA
Molecule: messenger RNA, 1461 nt
Organism: Paramecium octaurelia
Lineage: Eukaryota; Ciliophora; Oligohymenophorea; Peniculida; Parameciidae
Source: the annotation of a GenBank genome assembly